This is a messenger RNA of Zonotrichia leucophrys gambelii, 7577 nucleotides long. RefSeq names its product F-box protein 41 (gene FBXO41). Lineage: Eukaryota; Metazoa; Chordata; Aves; Passeriformes; Passerellidae. Gene Ontology annotation, molecular function: protein binding. The record is from RefSeq and is a predicted model, not a curated record. The transcript has 13 exons. Bases 666 to 3092 code for a protein of 808 amino acids.
GGGAGGAGGCGCUGCCGGCGCUCGCCCUCCGCCUCCCUCCAUCCCUGCAUCCUCCCCUGCUCGCCGUGCUGAGCCCCCAGCGCCCCGGGGAGCCGCCAUCCCCAGGGUGCCCAGAACCCUCCCAGCACCCCGCCGGGGCCUUCAGCCUCGGCUUCCUGCCUUCCUCCUCCUCCUCCGCCUCCUCCUCCUCCUCCCCCCACCCCGCAGCCACCACCCUCCCUCCCUCCCUCGCUCGCUCCCUCCCUCCUUCCCCGGGGCCUGCCUGGCAUGGAGCUGCUGGCCGCGGGGAGCAUCCCCGGUGCCCCGCACCCCCGAGCCCGCACCCCCCGUGCCCCGCAUCCCCCGGCGCAGCCCUGAGCCGCCUCCUUUGUGCGGCGGAGCGGCUGUGCGGGCUCCGGCCCCCACCCCGCACCCCCGGCUCGGGGGCGGCCCGCGGGCGAGCGGGAGGGAUGCUGCCCUGGCCGGAGGAGCCCAGCGCCGGAGCUCGGCGGCCAGAAGCAGCGCCCGGCACCGCUCGAUGCUGACUUCCCCUUCGGACUGCCACAUCCCCCUGUCCCCAGGCCAUGUCCCAGAGGAGCCCCUGUCCCUGUCCCUCUGGCAGCCCCGGGUGUCCCCGCAGCCCCAGGCCAUGAGUGGGCCCCGGCGGCGGGGAGCAGAGCUGCGGGAUGGCCUCGCUGGACCUGCCCUACCGCUGCCCGCGCUGCGGCGAGCACAAGCGCUUCCGCAGCCUGUCCUCGCUGCGUGCCCACCUGGAGUACAACCACACCUACGAGACCCUCUACGUGCUUUCCAAGACCAACAGCAUCUGCGACGCCGCCGUCUUCCCGCUGGCCGCCGACGCGGCCCUGCUGGCCCCGGCCGCCCGCAGGGACUACUUUGAGAGCACCUCGUUCCAGGGCAAGGACCAGCGCUUCUCCUGCGACCUGGUCCCCGCCGACGAGCUGGAGCCAGCGCCGCCGUCGUCGCCGCGCUAUGUGCACGAGAUCGAGAUCCCUCUGAGCGAGAUCUUCAGCCGCGGCAAGGCCGUGGCGCCCGCGCCCGGCCCGCCCGCCGCCGCCGACGCGGCCUAUGAGGAGGGCCUGGCCCGCCUCAAGAUCCGCGCCUUCGAGAAGCUGGAGGUGGACAAGAGGCUGGAGAAGCUGACGGAGGAGGUGGAGCAGAAGAUCGCCUCGCAGGUGGGCCGGCUGCAGGUGGAGCUGGACCGCAAGAGCUCGGAGCUGGAGAAGGCCAAGCAGGAGAGCCUGCGGCUGAGCCGGGAGAAGCAGGAGCUGGAGGACCGCGCCUCGGAGCUGUCCCGCCAGGUGGACGUCAGCGUGGAGAUGCUGGCCUCCCUCAAGCAGGACCUGGUGCAGAAGGAGCAGGAGCUCACCCGGAAGCAGCAGGAGGUGCUGCAGAUCGAUCAGUUCCUGAAGGAGACGGCGGCGCGGGAGGCCAACGCCAAGGUGCGGCUGCAGCACUUCAUCGAGGAGCUGCUGGACCGCGCCGACCGCGCCGAGAAGCAGCUGCAGAUCAUCAGCAGCAGCUGCGGCACCACCCCCAACGGCAGCCUGGGCCGCUGCGGCACCCCGGCCAGCAAGGCCAUCGCCCGAGCGGGACCUCUGCGGGCACAGAGAGAGCGGCACCCGGGCCCAGCGGUAGCCAUGCACGGUCCCUACGGCGGCGUGGCCAACCAGCGCUCCUCCUCCAGCACCGGGGCCUCGAGCCGGGCCAAGGCGGUGUCGCAGAGCUCGGGCUGCUACGACAGCGACAGUGCAGAGCCGUGUCCCACGGACGACACGGCCGAGGGCCCCCCGUACCCGGCCCGGGAGGCGCGGGGCUCGGGGCUGCGGCGCCAGGCCAUCCAGAACUGGCACCGCCGGCCCUACCGCAACAGCACCGAGGGCGAGGAGGGCGACGUGUCCGACGUGGGUUCCCGCACCACCGAGUCCGAGGCUGAGGCCUGGGAGCCCGAGGGACCGGGAUCCGCCGCGGCCCGACCGCCCGGAGGCUGCCGCCUGACCGUGGCCACGGAUGCCGUGUGUCCCACGGGCAGGCCCGAGGGCGCCGGGGGCAAGGUGUGCCGGCUGGAGCGGGGCAGCCCAGGCCACUGCAGCGAGGUGAUCAGCCCCGAGAUCCUCAAGAUGAGGGCGGCUCUCUUCUGCAUCUUCACCUACCUGGACACCAAGACGCUGCUGCGCGCCGCCGAGGUGUGCAAGGACUGGAAGUUCGUGGCCCGGCACCCAGCUGUGUGGACACGGGUGCUGCUGGAGAACGCCAGGGUCUCCUCCAAGUUCCUGGCCAUGCUGUCCCAGUGGUGCACCCAGAUGCAUUCCCUCACCCUCCAAAACCUGAAGCCACGACAGCGGGGCAAGAAGGAGAGCAAGGAGGAUUAUAUGAAGAGCACACGGGGCUGCCUGGAAGCGGGGCUGGAGUCGCUGCUCAAGGCCACGGGCAGCAACCUGCUGAUCCUGCGCAUCUCGCACUGCCCCAACGUGCUGACCGACCGCUCGCUCUGGCUGGCCAGCUGCUACUGCCGCGCCCUGCAGGCCGUCACCUACCGGAGCUCCACGGACCCUGUGGGCCAUGAGGUGAUCUGGGCCUUGGGAGCAGGCUGCAGGGACAUCAUCUCCCUGCAGGUCGCACCUCUGCAUCCCUGCCAGCAGCCCACCCGCUUCAGCAACCGCUGCCUGCAGAUGAUCGGGCGCUGCUGGCCCCACCUGCGCGCGCUCGGCGUCGGCGGCGCCGGCUGCGGCCUGCAGGGACUGGCAUCCCUAGCCCGGAACUGCAUGAGGCUGCAGGUGCUGGAGCUGGACCACGUGGCCGAGAUCAACCAGGAGGUGGCAGCUGAGGUGUGCCGGGAGGGGCUCAAGGGGCUGGAGAUGCUGGUACUCACCUCCACGCCGGUGACCCCCAAGGCCCUGCUGCACUUCAACAGUGUGUGCAGGAACCUGAAAUCCAUCGUGGUGCAGGUGGGCAUUGUGGACUACUUCAAGGAGCCCCACAGCCCUGAGGCCAGGAAGAUGUUUGAGGAGAUGGUGAACAAACUGCAGGCCCUGAGGAAAAGGCCUGGCUUCUCCAAGAUCUUACACAUCAAGGUGGAAGGAGGCUGUUAGCCCUUCAGGGAGCCCAAAGCACAUUCCCUGCUCUGCCCAGAGCCCCGAGGGGCCCGACGGGGACCCCCGAUUGGGCACCAGGAACCCCAAACUCCCGCAGCCUUUGGGGCCACCCCGGGUGACAAGGUGCUACUCAAGGACAAGUUUUGGCUGUCACCAGAGCCAGGGCCUGCUCUUUGCCAGGAGGAGGAUGGUUUUGCAGCCCUGCAGCUGCUCCUCACCCAGGAUCCGUGUUUGGGGACAGCUUUUCUGCUGAACUCUGCUUUGGGGAUCCCUGACCCCAUUCUGGGGCUGGGCUGGCCACUGCAGCCCCGGGUGCUGGACCUGGGCUGGGAAGGGGCUGCUCCUCCCCCAGCAUUGCCCAGGGUUUCUGCUCCUUUUCCUUUGGGAUUUGGCACAGGGGCACCUGAACCCAGGAAAUGCUCCCAGGAACCAGCAGAGCACAAGGCCAGGAGCAGAGCUGCACCUCGGGCAGCCACAGGGCACAGGAGAGAUGGGUGCUCCUCCAGAGGGCUCCAGCCUCACCUCCUCUCCUCCAAACCCUCCUGCCAAGGCAAUAAACCAUCUCCAGAUCCUCAUCCACCAGGAAACAAGGGUCACACUCCUGUCCCCACCAUCCCCAGACUCCAUCUGGGGUCAGGGUCCCAUGUGGAGAGAGAGACUGUCACAGGACACCCACGUUUGCCUUCCCAAGCAGCCUGAAGGAGAAACCCUGGCCAGAAUAUCCUGAAAUGACCCUGGGAAAAGCACCAACCAACAGCCCUGGCUGACCCUUAUCUACAGCCGCCAUUUUCUAAAUCUGAUUUUUCUUCUGAGUGCCCUCAGCCUGCAAGGACAUCAUCGUCAUCCCCAGAACAUCCUUUUUCCAUGGGAAAAGGCUUUGGAAAGGCAUCCAGCAGGGUCAGGUAUCUCCAUCCUCCACCCUGGGGAGAAGGUUCCAGGAGGUGGCCCUGGGGCUGGGGACACCACCAGAGCACUGCCAGCAGUGGGGACAGCCCAGCCUUACCCACAGCCCCAGCCCCUGUCCUUGGGCUGAGCAGAGGAAGAGACUGGGACAGUGGAUCUGGGCUUUUCCCUCUUCUCUGGACCAGCCCUGGAGGUUUUGGUGCCUGCUGGCCAGCGUGGCUGGGAGGGGACACUCCCAGAGCCUGUCCCCUGCCCAGCCCUCACGCGGAGCAUCCCCCAGGAGGGACUGGCUGCUGAUCCAGCACCACAUCCCUCAGCCAUGGCACAAGAGCUGCUGACCUCAGCUGGGGCUGCCACACAGCCUGUGGGGAUCCCCAGAGCAAGGAGAAUCACCCCAAAUCACCGAGGCUGGUGGGGCUGGAGGCAGCUUGAGAGCUUUCAGCUUCCCCCCAUCCCACCUGUGCUCUCUGCUCUGAAGCAGGGUGGGGUUUUGUGGCCACAGCCCCGUGGGAAUCAGCCCUGCUCCCCCUCCCAUGCAGCUUUCCAGGAGAAGGCUGUUCCUGAAUGCACAAAAUGUGGGAGCCCAAAAACACCUGUGAGAAGCUCCUGCACCCCCAGGUCCCACAGAUGAGCUCCUGACUCCCUGCCAUGCCCACCAUGGGUUUACCUCCACCCUGGGGAGCCUGGCACACUCCUAACCCCGGGGCAAGGGGUGCUCCAACCAGCAAAAACCACCCAGCAGAGCUACAACCCCCAGGGGCAGGAGCAUGGCCCAGUGGAGAUGGCAGCACCACAGCACAGGGACUCGUGGAAUUCCCUUAAAAACAAAAACAAAACAAAGUACCUAUUUAUUUCUAUAAAGAGAAGAAGCAAAAAAAAAAAAAAAAAAGAUUUUAAAGGAAAAUUAUAUACUCAGCAUGUUUAUACACUCUAUGCUUAAAGACUCUUGUGGCCCAGAUAUGUGCCCAAGCCUGGAGGUGGCUGCUCUGGUGUGCCUGGAGCCUCUCCUGGCUCCUGGGCCAUGGGGAAGGUGAGGAUGAGGAGAUGGAGAGAGGGGAGGUGUGAAGACUCUCAGAGAAACCUUCUGUGCCAGAAGAAGGGGUCAGUGGCUGCAUGUGUGGUGACAUUGGUGACCCUGUGACAUCCCCAUCCCUGCGCUGCCCACGGGGCUUUGGAGGCACAGCAGAACUCUCUCCUGGAUUCCUGGUGCAUCCAUCCCCAGGAGCUCUCCUGGAUUCCUGGUGCAUCCAUCCCGAGGAGCCUCUCCUGGAUUCCUGGUGCAUCCAUCCCCAGGAGCCUCUCCUGGAUCCUUUGUGCAUCCCCAGGAGCCUCUCCUGCAUUCCUGAUGCAUCUCCAGGAGCCUCUCCUGGAUCUUUUGUGCAUCCCCAGGAGCCUCUCCUGGAUUCCUGGUGCAUCCAUCCCCAGGAGCAGAUCAAACCCUCACCUCUGCUCGGGGCAUUCCUGAAAAACCCAGCUCAGCAAAGCCACGUUUUUACACAAAUCCUCUGAUGACACAAGACCUUGAGCGGGUUCAAGGAUGAGAAGAUGGAAAGUGGGGGUUUCUCCCUGUUUUACUUGGGCUCGAGUGGAUCCCUGCCUCCUCCUCCUCCUCGGCUGGGGAUGAAGGCGGCUGGCACAGUGACAGGAGCGGUGGGAAGGAGGGCCCUCCUGAUGGCCCCUAAUUGCCCAUCUUGUUAACGAGCUCAUUAACAGCUCUGAAAUGUCAGACGGAUCCUGCCCCUGCUGCUUCCCCUGCCCUGUCCCGCAGGGUUCCCUGCGGGAGGCUCCGGCCACGCUGGCCCUGGUCCUGGAUUCACCCUGGAUUCACCCUGAAUUCAGCCCUGGAUUUACCCUGGAUUCACCCUGGAUUCACCGGAGCUUCAGCCCCAUUUCCUCUGGAAGUGAUUGGAAACACCCAGAAAUGCCGAAUUUCCUGGGAAAGCCUUCAAGGCACACAGCACGUUCAGCUCAGCCCCUGAGAAGUACCAGGGGGGCUCUGCGAUGACAAUCCCAGUGAAAUCCAGGGAUCUGGGGACAGGAUUGGGGGCACAGCCAUGGUCAGAGCUGGCAGGGGCUGGAUGGACUGUGGUUCUGAGCCUGGCUCCUUCUGGACCAGUUCUGGGGAGAUUUAUUCCUUUUCUAAUGGUUUUCCCAAAGUUUCCCCAUGGCUGACAUUGCCAGCAUUCCCCUUCCCCUGAGUUUGAGUGCUGGUCAGGGAUUUCAGGAGGAACAACAUCACCAAAGGCAGCUCGGGGACCAAAGCCACCCCAGAUCCCUGGGUUUGUGUCCCCCUGGGUUGGGUUUCACUCGUUCCCAUCACUCCCAGCCCCAGGGAUGCUCUGGGGACCAGGGCCCUCCCCUGCCUUGUCCCUGUGCCUUGGGGCUCCAGGUUGUCAGGGACAGGGGAAAAGGGACCCCCAGGCUGGCUCUGCCCCACCAGGGUUUUAAACCUCUCUGUCCCUGUUCCUGCCGUGUGUCCUGCUGCCACCAAGGGCAUGGCCACAGCAGGGGCUGGUCUGGAUCCCCCAGAAGAGCCUGGAUUUAGGGAAAACAGAACAAAAACAAAACAGGAGAAGUGUUGGUAAUGGCUCCUGAAGUGGUUAAUAGAUGUUUUCUUUCAGCUUUUAAGGGAGGCCCCAGCCCAGGAGCUGGAGCACUGCUUCAGCCUCAUUUUGGGGUGAGAAACAGCAGGUUGGGGUGGAGCAAAAGCAUUUGGGAAUUGGUGCCAAAUGAGAAAGUGCUUUAAAAGGGAAAAAAUCCCAGGGAGCAGGGAGAUGCUGGGAAGCAGAGAUGGUUUGUUGUGAAGCAUUACAGGGUAUUGUGAGGCGGUGAUGGACCUUCCCCAGUCAGUGGGAGGCAAAAUAAUCCCUGGGGAGGGUGGGAGAGCACUGAGGGAAAGCUGCUGCAGCAGCAAGGAGGGAAAACUGCCCAAAAGCAAGGAAAAAAAAGGGAUUUUCUAAUGCAGCCUCGGGAUUGAGCCUGUGGAGGCCAAAGAGGCAGGUUGGGGCCGGGGACAAGUGGGUGCAAUGGUGUGGGGCAGUUUGUGGGAAGCGAGGGGGUGAUGCACAGUUGCUUCGAGAUAAUCAGAGGAGAUAAUCAGUGCAGAGAACAGAGCUAUAGAAAUCAGGAACUGGAAUCAUUCCCUACAGCCCUGGACGGCAGCGGUGUACAGCGACCUCCCCUCCCCAGAGCUUCCCCUGCCCUCCCUCCCAAGUUAUUUUUUUAACUCUCUAUAAAUUUAGGUCUAUUUUAGUCUUUCUGCAGCGAUGUGCCAGUGUCUGGAGAACCAAACAUCCCUUGCUGCCCCCACCCCGUGGUCCCUGGAUGCUAACCCGGGCGUGGUGGGAGCUGUGCCAGGGCAGGGCAGGGCUGGGCAGCAGGGCCAGCUCCGGCCGGCAGCCCGCGGGUUUAGCACUUUGGUUGGAACUCUCACCUGUAGACGCACUUUGAUGUUGUUGCUUUGAAACUUUGGCAAGUGUAAACAAUGUGUAUUUAAAGAAUUACAGAGAAACGACCCCCAGCCAAGCGUGUAAAGAGCUAUUUUAUGACUCGGUGUUGAAUAAAGACUCUGGAGAUCGA